GCGGGUAUGCGUGCUGUAGCUCUUAAUCGCAAAGACUUCGUUUCCACACGCUGAAGUGGUGAUUAUUUAACCUUGAUUAUAACGCUUCUGUAGUCGACUCGACACAGCUUCAAACACCAACAUGCAAGCAGCUAUGGAAAUAUCAGCAAAGUACUGUUAUAAAGAACUGGAGACAUAUGGGUCCUGCGUUGCCUCAAAUCCAACGUCUUGGCAACACAAGUGCCAUGACCUAAAACUCAAGGUUUCACAAUGUACAUCAUCACAUCCAGUGAUCCAGAAGAUCAGGGAAGACUGCUCCACAGAAUUUGAGAAAUUUGAGCAAUGUCUCAAAGAAAACCUGACCUCACCUACCUCUUGUUCACCACACGUGACCCGCUUUCUAGGCUGUGCAGACUCCGUUGACCUCAGCAGCGUGGGUUCAGAUUCAAGUUCUGACACAUCAUAGGAUUCAGCAACUUCUAUCAUCAGACCAAACGUCUACACAAGCUGGAUGUGAAUGUGUCAACUGUGUUUAUUUGAAGUUAUAUAUAGUUAUAUAUA
Molecule: messenger RNA, 540 nt
Organism: Poeciliopsis prolifica (blackstripe livebearer)
Lineage: Eukaryota; Metazoa; Chordata; Actinopteri; Cyprinodontiformes; Poeciliidae
Product: coiled-coil-helix-coiled-coil-helix domain-containing protein 5
Exons: 4
Coding region: 122-445 (107 amino acids)
Source: RefSeq, a predicted model, not a curated record